UGCUCCAUCGGCUCGGACGGAAGUGGGUUUGUUUUGAUGCCGCCGGGAGCCUGAACAACGUGCUGUUGCGUUUUUCCUGCUUUCCAAGCAGUAAUCUCAUAGAAAACACAUAAAAUGUCCACCGAGGAGGGGGAAAUCGACAGCUGCUGUCCAGAGGAGGAACAGAAGGUCGCGAAACGAAAGAUUUCUCUCUCGAAUUGUGGAGUCUGUGGCUCUGAGGAAGCGAAGUAUACAUGUCCUGCCUGCUUCAAACACACUUGCAGUUUGCUGUGCGUGAAGAAACACAAGGACGACUCGGGAUGCAGUGGAGUUAGGAAUAAAACAGCUUUUGUCACGCUGUCUCACUUUGACGAAAUGGCACUUCUCAGCGAUUACAGGUUUCUGGAAGACACCGGCAGAUUUGCUGAUGGCGCCACCAGAGACAAUCUCAUCCAGGCACCGCGUACAACUUCCAAAGCAAAGAAGCUGGCCGCCCAGGCUAGAAAGAUGAACAUCACCCUGAAAUUUCUCCCUGUCACCUUCAGCAAGAGCAAAGAAAACUCCACCUACUUUCUUUCAAAGGACAAGCAAUUCCUGUGGCAUCUGAAGCUCAUAUUUCCUCAGAGCAGCUCGGAGUACAUUCAGAGAAGGGUGUCUGACAGCCAAACCUUGAUCCAGAUCCUGACUGCUUAUAUUCACCCCACUGAGUCAGAUCCUGUAGCUCGUCAAAAGUUGAAGAUGUACGUGCAUCAUCCGUUUGAUGAUGUGAAAGUUUUCAUGAAGGCAGAGGGGCGAAAGGCUAACUCUGUGAGGUACCACCAGCUGGAAGUUGAGAAAAGCCUUAAGGAUAACCUGAGCUACAAAACAAUCAUUGAGUAUCCUGUGCUGCAUGUCGUUCUCAGAGAUCACUGGGAGGACUACCCACUUAAAGGGCCAGCUGAACCUGUAUCAGCCCGCGCAGGUUGUGCAACAAGGAAUGCAUCAGGGGACCAAGAGGAGGAGGAGGAGGAGGAAGAGGAAGAGGAGGAGGAGGAGGAGGUCCAGCUUCCACAACCAAUAGAAGGGGAAACCAACUUCUGCACGAGAACCCAAGACACAACUGCUGAGCCGGAACCACCACUGCAGAAAAAGGCCAAGAGGGACUCAGGGGAGGAAGAGCAAGAGGAGGGAGAGAUCGUGGAUAGCAGUGAUGAAGAGGAGGAAAAUAUCAGCAGGGAUCCGUGUUUAAGAAAAGACCUUCCUGACGAUGACUCAACUUGUCGAGAAAGCUCUGAAGUCAGAGUGACCGAGGAGAACCCUGUCUCCGACUCGUCCGCUCUCAGCUUGGCCGUGAGUCAGCAGCUGCUUCAGGCAGCUGUCCACCAGAGUGACGAUGGGGCGAGAGAACCCUGUUAAACUCGGUCUGUGCCGUCACUCAGCAGAACCCUGCAAACAAACGGGCUGCGUGAAACGAACAAACAAAUCUAUUUUUAGAUGGAUCCACAACCAUGUGUUUGUCUGUUUUAAAUUUUCUCAAAUAAAACCGUUCUUUUUGGAAUAAUUGUGUUGAAGUCCAAGUGCGUUCGCCUCAAAAUAAAAUGCAGGAAGGGAGGGCGGCGAAACCCAUCAGAAUGUUCUUCGAAAUGUCAUGUUGUGUAAUAAACCUGGAAGACAAA
Fundulus heteroclitus (mummichog) is the source of this 1634-nucleotide messenger RNA. It is a transcript of the gene znhit6, whose product is annotated as zinc finger HIT-type containing 6. The record is from RefSeq and is a predicted model, not a curated record. The coding region runs from base 115 to 1374 and encodes 419 amino acids. Gene Ontology annotation, cellular component: pre-snoRNP complex; nucleus. Gene Ontology annotation, biological process: box C/D snoRNP assembly; snoRNA localization; maturation of LSU-rRNA from tricistronic rRNA transcript (SSU-rRNA, 5.8S rRNA, LSU-rRNA). The transcript has 10 exons. Lineage: Eukaryota; Metazoa; Chordata; Actinopteri; Cyprinodontiformes; Fundulidae.